This is a messenger RNA of Mytilinidion resinicola, 645 nucleotides long. RefSeq lists its product as uncharacterized. The coding region runs from base 201 to 539 and encodes 112 amino acids. Lineage: Eukaryota; Fungi; Ascomycota; Dothideomycetes; Mytilinidiales; Mytilinidiaceae. The transcript has 2 exons. The record is from RefSeq and is a predicted model, not a curated record.
UAUGAGUCUGUCGUAGACGCUGAUUGUCGUUUGAUGUGCAAAAUCGCGUGAAUGACGCAGAUUGAGGCGUUGGUCCGUGCGUCAAUCCUACCUAAAUCAAACGCCCUUGCAAACACCAGUUCCCAAACCUACAUAUACCGUAAUCCACGGAUCGCUUUUCGCCUUUGAUACUUAGGUUUUCCUGGCGUGUGUGUAUCAAGAUGCGAAAGCGCAAACGCAAGGACAGCAAUGUCGACAGUCUGCCGAAGGCCAAGGAGAUCACGAGCCCCCGUCUCUAUAAUUCAACGUCCAGGCUUGGCUUCCUCGAUCUUCCUAGGGAGCUUCGUGACAUGGUGUACGCCAAUAUCCUAACCAACGGCCCCCCCGGUGGCAUGGGGAUCUUCCGUCUCAACAUCGGUCAGCGUAUGGAAAAAAUCAAAGGAAGGGGCGUCACAAGAACUUUGCGCCUUAACAAACAAAUCUUCAUGGAGGCCAAGGAGGCUCUAUACUCUCUCAACAUCUUCUCAAUCGAUCUCACUAGCUGGAACCCACACCUCUGAACUGCGAGCCCAAACGGUGACGCUCAACUUUUGGUCUCAUCGGGCGCCUUCCCUAAGGGUGUUGACUUAUCUUCAAUCCAGCACAUGAACCUCCAAUUCCACUUUU